AGUCAGUGUCAAUUCUGUAAUUUAACUACUCUUUCAAUGGCAAAUAUGAGUGGCGACGGUGCCACGUGUAAGUCGGAAGCUAAAGAUUACUUUCCAGUAGGGUUAAGAGUCCUUGUGGUUGAUGACGACGUCGUUUGUCUAAGAAUUAUUGAGCAAAUGCUUCGCAAAUGCAACUAUUCUGUUACUACUUGUACCCAAGCUUCAGUGGCAUUAAACCUAUUACGUGAAAGGAUGGGGACUUUUGAUAUUGUACUGAGUGAUGUUCAUAUGCCUGAUAUGGAUGGUUUUAAACUUCUUGAGCUUGUUGGGUUGGAAAUGGACCUUCCAGUAAUAAUGAUGUCAGUUGAUGGAAGAACCAACCUCGUCAUGAGAGGAGUUCAACAUGGGGCUUGUGAUUAUUUGAUUAAGCCUAUACGUGACGAGGAGCUAAAGAAUAUCUGGCAGCACGUUGUUAGGAAAAGAUAUAACUCCAGUAAAGAGCAUGAAUGUUCUGGUAGUUUGGAUGAUAAUGAUCGGCAUAAGCGAGGAAUUGAUGAUGCUGAAUGUGCUUCUUCUGUAAUUGAAGGCGCAGAUGGAGUGCUAAAACCACAGAAAAAGAAAAGAGAUGCCAAAGAAGAAGAUGACACUGAAAUGGAAAAUGAUGACUCAAGUACUACAAAAAAGCCACGCGUAGUUUGGUCAGUGGAGCUUCAUCAGCAAUUUGUUAGUGCAGUCAACCAACUUGGCAUUGAUAAGGCUGUACCUAAGAGAAUCCUUGAACUGAUGAAUGUCCCUGGUUUGACAAGAGAAAAUGUGGCAAGCCAUCUGCAGAAAUUUAGGCUAUACUUGAAGAGGUUAAGUGGAGUAGUUCAGCAACAGGGUGGCCUCCCCAGUACCUUCUGUGGGCCAAUAGAACAGAAUCCAAAACUUGGUUCACUAGGGAAAUUUGACAUUCAAGCUCUGGCAGCCUCUGGCCAAAUUCCUCCUGAAACUUUGACAGCUCUUCAUGCCGAGCUUUUAGGUCGAUCGACAAGUAACUCGGUUUUACCAGCAGUAGAGCAACAGAAUCUCCUACAAGCUUCCCUGCAGCAAGCAAAGUGCAUGCCUGUUGACCAAGUUGUGGCCUAUGGUCAGCCUCUGAUGAAAUGCCCUCCCAGCAUUUCUACUUCUAAACAUCUUUCUCAACCUAUCAUGUCUGCUGAGGAUGUUCAUUCAGGAUUUGGAUCUUGGCGAGCAAAAAAUAUAUGUAUGGUCCCUAGCAGCAAUCCCGCUGGGCUAGCUGCUCCGAACAGCAACAUGUUAAUGGCAAUGAUGCAACAACAGCAACAAUGGCAAAAGCAGCAGCAGCUGGAACAGCAACGUAGGCAAUGUGGUCCUCCUGAGGCCAACCAUUCAAUUAAUGUGCGACCUUCUUGCGUUGUAUUGCCCUCUCAGUCGCCAGGUAAUUUCCAAGUGAGAGAUAGCCCUGCUUCCAUCAGCCGUGCCGGCAGUCUGAGUAAAUCUUCGGUAAUUGAUUACGGAGUUCUCUCGCCACAAUCAAAUAUUUCAUCAGGUGUGGUGCAAGUGUUAGAUAGGGAACUCAAACCAGAAUGUGUCUUAAACAGGCUUUCCUGUGCAGGUUCUCUCUCUCCGUCAUGCUCGAUAAAUGCUGACAAUAGUGUUGGUCUGCAGCUUCAUAACUCGAGUCCAGCAUUUGGUGCUUCUAAACAACUUCCAGGCCCUAUUCCAGACCAUUUGGGCUCGCCAGUUCCAUAUAAUAGUAACUCAAGCCAGGUUCUUGAUCAGGGACGUAUGAGAAAUCCUGGAGUUGGUAAAGGUACCUCCAUUCCCAGUCGUUUUGCAGUAGACGAGUCUGAUUCGCAAAUGUUCAAUUUGAAUACUGCAAAAAUCUAUCGUGAGGACACUAAAGUUAAGCAGGAGCCCAACAUAAAUAUCAUGGAAAAUGCUAAAGUUGGUGCAGCAAUUUUUCAAAAAUUUCAACCGGGUGAUCUUAUGAGUGUCUUCAGUGACUAGGAUUACUGUUUGUCCAGGAAGGUCUCAAGUUCUCCAUGGAUCAUAACAUUUAGUUCUGCCGGUAAAUGUCUGCAAGAUCCCACUUUGAAGUCUUAUAUUUAUCUUAGGGUUUUACCUAUAGUGCCGAGAUCCAUUAAUCGCAAUGCCCUUGAUUGCAGAAAUGUAGGUAAAGGCUUUUGCCUGUGUAUUUAACAGUCUAAUAUUAGGAAAUGAAAUGCAGUAUAAUACUUUCUUUGUAAGUAUAUGGAGAAGUUGCAUGUAUUCUUCUGCAACGUUUUCGCCUUUCCACUACUUAUUAGAAAUAAAUCUGUGUUAAGAAAUUUCAACAGA
This is a messenger RNA of Lycium ferocissimum, 2322 nucleotides long. Its product is annotated as two-component response regulator ARR14. The transcript is spliced from 6 exons. Gene Ontology annotation, biological process: cytokinin-activated signaling pathway; phosphorelay signal transduction system. The record is from RefSeq and is a predicted model, not a curated record. Gene Ontology annotation, molecular function: DNA binding. NCBI's taxonomy places the organism in Eukaryota, Viridiplantae, Streptophyta, Magnoliopsida, Solanales, Solanaceae. The coding region runs from base 37 to 1992 and encodes 651 amino acids.